This is a messenger RNA of Bacillus rossius redtenbacheri, 2242 nucleotides long. RefSeq names its product cell division cycle protein 20 homolog (gene fzy). NCBI's taxonomy places the organism in Eukaryota, Metazoa, Arthropoda, Insecta, Phasmatodea, Bacillidae. Bases 224 to 1882 code for a protein of 552 amino acids. The record is from RefSeq and is a predicted model, not a curated record. The transcript is spliced from 12 exons. Gene Ontology annotation, molecular function: protein binding; anaphase-promoting complex binding; ubiquitin ligase activator activity. Gene Ontology annotation, biological process: positive regulation of anaphase-promoting complex-dependent catabolic process; anaphase-promoting complex-dependent catabolic process; positive regulation of ubiquitin protein ligase activity. Gene Ontology annotation, cellular component: anaphase-promoting complex.
AGCGUGUGUGUUUCCGUUACCGCGUUUGACAUCAACAGUUUUUAAAAGUUGAUAUGAUUGUAAUUUUUAAAAACUACUUACAAUAGACACUUGUUGGGUUGUGCUAUUAUUUUGUAAAGUAAUCUUUGUGUAAAGGGAGAGAGAAAUUUGGAUGUUUACAAUUGUAUUCAAUUAUUUAUUUUGUCGAGAAUAAUUUCAUAUUUUUUAGCCUAGGUACUUGGUGAUGUCUCAAUUUUCAUUCUACAAUGACGUGAACAGCUGUGUUCGCAUGGAUGAACCAAUCACCAGAGGUCCGCAACCGCGGUGGCUAAAGAAACCUGAUGAAAACUGUAGCUCCACCAAUAUAACCAACAACAGUCUGAACACUUCAAAAAGUUUUCUUUCCCUGUCUAUGAACUCGAGUCAGCUGAAGAGUCCGAGCAAAGGUAUUUCUGCCCAGCUGAAGAAGACACCCAGAAAGACACCAUCCAAAACACCAAAGAAGACACCUAAAAAGUCACCAGGAGUCCAAAGGAAAACACCAACAGGUGGAGAUCGCUUCAUACCUAUUCGCUCUGAGAAAAAUUUUGAAUUGGGACACUUCAAGCUGACCUCGCAGGACCACGAGGACGACGAGAUGAAGAGCCCCUCGCAGCUGAAGGUGGAGCGGAUAAUGCGGGAGAACCUGCUGGGGACGGACGUGCGCACCCUCAAGUUCCUGGCCUUCGAGGACAGCGCGCCGGAGACCACCGAGCAUUGCGGCUGCUGGAUGAACUGGUCCCCUCCCAGCGCUGCCACCACGCCCCUCCUGAAUUACUUCUGCGGAGUUCACAAUCCUUUGAAAGUUGCAUACAGCCAUUCAAAAACAAAGUCAGCUUCCAAAUCUACAGUACGAUUCAUACCUCAGGCCCCGGACAAGAUCCUGGACGCUCCAGAUAUAUUGGAUGAUUAUUACCUGAACCUGGUGGACUGGAGCGCCAGCAACCUGCUGGCGGUGGCGCUGGGCAGCGCCGUGUACCUGUGGAACGCCAACACGGGCUCCAUCGAGCACCUGCUCACCCUGGACGGCAGCGACUACGUGUGCUCCGUGGCGUGGAUGCAGGAGGGGGGAACCCACCUGGCCGUCGGCAACUCCUUCGGCACGGUGCAGCUGUGGGACUGCACCGCGAUGAAGCGUGUUCGAUCCAUGGCAAGCCACUCGUCGCGCGUGGGCUCCCUCUCCUGGAACUCGUACGUGCUGAGCACGGGCUGUCGCACGGGGCAGAUCAGCCACCACGACGUGCGGCAGAGGGAGCAUCUCAUCUCCUCCGUCACGCACCACACCCAGGAGGUGUGCGGGCUGAAGUGGUCGCCCGACGGGCGGUUCCUGGCCAGCGGGGGCAACGACAACCUGCUGUGCGUGUGGGCGGCGGCCGCGGGGGAGCGGCACUCCCAGCCCCGGCCGCUGCACGUGUUCGACGCGCAUGCGGCGGCCGUGAAGGCCCUCGCCUGGUGUCCCUGGCAGCGCCACGUCCUGGCCAGCGGCGGCGGCACUGCCGACCGCACCAUCCGCUUCUGGAACUGCAACACGGGCGUCUGCCUGCAGACCCUCGACACCAAGUCCCAGGUGACCGCCAUCCAGUGGUCGCUGACGUACAAAGAACUAGUGUCGGGGCACGGCUUCGCGAACAACCAGUUGAUUAUAUGGAACUACCCAGCUCUUACCAAGGUGGCCGAACUGACGGGGCACAUGUCUCGUGUCCUGCAGCUCGCGAUAUCCCCGGACGGAAGCACCGUCCUCUCGGCGGGGGCGGACGAGACUCUACGCCUGUGGACGUGCUUCUUGCCGGACCCGGCCAAGAAGAAAGAUGUGGCUCCUGCCAAGACCGAGUCUCGUGUGCUGAAUUUGCUUCACCGUAUUUGAAUUUUUUAUUUAUGUGUGAGAGAGGACAAUACCUUGUUGACAUUCGUAGUUGUCUAUAGGGUUGAUAGCAGUUUAGCUCGUUAAUGAAGUAUUAAAUUUUAGUGCUAUAACGGUGCACCAAUAUUUAUUGCAGUGUUGUAAGUAUCAAUUAUUAGGUAUGCUCUGUCCAUUCGGUUUUAAUGGUCAUCCUUUAUCGUGAGUUUUAGUUUGUGCGUAAACAUUAUUGUCGUGAGUUAUAUAUUAAUUUUUUUUACACGCUGCAAUUUUUUAAUCUGUCCAUAUUUCUGCCAUUAUGAAUUUUGAUCAUUUUUAUUUGUUAUUUGUUAAAAGUUUGGUGAUAAUAAAUGUCAUAAAGAGUGA